Molecule: messenger RNA, 575 nt
Organism: Halichondria panicea
Lineage: Eukaryota; Metazoa; Porifera; Demospongiae; Suberitida; Halichondriidae
Product: centromere protein S-like
Exons: 3
Coding region: 91-501 (136 amino acids)
Biological process (GO): resolution of meiotic recombination intermediates; replication fork processing
Cellular component (GO): FANCM-MHF complex
Molecular function (GO): chromatin binding; protein heterodimerization activity
Source: RefSeq, a predicted model, not a curated record
AUGCGUGAGGUGAGUAAAGACCGCGAGUGUGGCGGGUAUUCAAACCAGGAUCUAGGAAAAGAGAGAGAGAGCUAGAGCAGAGCUUGUACAAUGGCUGCCAGUCUGCCUCAAGAUGUGAGUGACAAUGAGGAAGAAAUGGAAAGAUUGGAGCAUCAACAAAGACUGAAGGCGGCCCUCCACUAUACAGUUGGACAAGUCUGCAGUCAGCUAACAGAGACGCCGUUUAGUCGCGAACUAGUGGCUGUUAUCACAGAGACAGCAUUCAACCAGUGUGAGAUCAUUGCUGGGGACUUGGAGGUGUUUGCUAAACAUGCCAAGAGGACGACAGUUUUAAUGGAUGAUGUUAAGCUCUGUUGCAGACGAAACAAGUCUCUCCUGGAGUAUAUUCAGGGUCAAGCUGACAAGAUCAAAGCAGACAAAGCUACUGAAGCAGUGGCUACUGACAAGACCAAGGGGAAGAGUGGAAAAAAGAAAAAAACACUAUCUAUUGAUGAUGACUAGAUAUAGUGUGUUUCAUUUUGUCAUUGUGUUCUUCUGUGCAUCAAUCAUAAGGUAAAGGUCGUUAAUUUAAUUAA